CGCCCCUUCCGAGCUCAUUCCUGGAUUUGGUCAGAGGUCCGAAUUUGUAUUGCCGAAGAUUUGGGGCUUCGAGGACUUUGAACGACCGUGCUCAAAAUCCUAUUUUUUCUUCAAGUAAUGGACAUUUGGUUACUAUUUUUGCCUCCAGUUUGUUCCUGAAGGAAAAGCUAGCUUAGCUACCACAACCCCGCCCAUAAGCAGUUUUUCAGUUGCUAUAAAACCAUAAUGGUUGACUAUAUGAAACUGAUGAAAUAAGCUAUAAGUGGCUUUAUAGUACACUAUAAUAGACCCGAGACGCUGAGGAUCUAUAACCAAUAGUAAGUUGACUUUUAAGGGCAUAAUUUGACCGAAAUUAAUCUAAUGAAAUUUAGCCAUUAAUGUAGGCUAGCCCCCGUGCUAGCGGGCUCCGUCAGAAGCGUAAACAUUUAAAUACUAAUUGGACCGUUGACAAAAGUAUUUAUAGUAUUUAUUUUUACAGUCUAAUAUUUAUAGUAUGAGCUCACACAGGAAAGUGGACGGAGAACAGACGCUCCGCUUCUUUGUGUGUGAGACGGACGGGAAGCAACGGAGCCGAGCACUGCGUUAAAUAACCAUAAGCAAUCUACUCAUAAAGAUUGCCGUAGGCAGGGAAUGCUCGCGCUUAUGUCGGAUUUUUUUGCCUGCCAACUUCCUAGGGUUGCUCCCCGGAUCGAACCCGCAGUCUAUACAUAAAGAUUGCAUUAGUGUGAGGAUGGUGGAUUUGUCUUCGUAGCUUUGUCUUGUGUCAUACUAGGGCAGGCGACCCUCCGCAGCCAGGGUCUGUAUCACCGUGUACAAUCUGGGAUAAAGAUUGAGGAUGUCUCCGGAGGAGUGUCCUCUCCACUUUAACAGGCGGGAUGGCCAAAUGUGUUGGAUCAGUUUCGCUUUCGUCCUUUUGAGAGACACCAGAGGCAAGAGCGCUUUUCACGGAGCCGCCGUUGGAGUUUACAACCUGAAGAGCCGCUCUGUGGUUCUUGUUUUUCUAGUUAGCCUGUGUUGGGCAGCCAACGACGUGCUCUGACAGCAGCUCAACUCAAUCUGGUAGAAGUGCCAUUGUUCUCGGGAUAGCCAGUGGUUGAAGAUGGCGUCGACAGAGUGGUUAACCAGAGGGCAGGGCUUAGACGAUUCUAGUGAAUCACUCAGAGAUCACAAGCUCCCUCCCUUUGUGAGCACAUUGGGCAAAGCCUGGUUAGGAUCCGGUCUGAACAGCUGAAUGACUGAUGUCUACUUUACCCAAUGCCUUUUAAAGACCUAAUGCGCUUCUCAUUUUAGGGUUUUAAUUAGUUCAUCCAUCAUCCCUUUCUCUUAAUGAUUACGUUAUUAAUUUUUUCUACAUUGCUCAUGUCAAUUCAUAUGGUAGAUCUGUAUUAUAAAAUAUAUUGCAAGUAAAAUUGUAAUACCUAACUAUAUCCAUUGUCGUAAACCUUGAUCUUAUUAUUUUCUUAACUUGCACAACCAUUUUUACUGCCUAAAUUGUAAAUUGGGCAAUGUUAACAAUUGACUUAAAUUUAAAUGUAUAACAAUUGUGACAUUUGCAGGAAAUUUGUAGUUUUGCAGUGUUUUGGAGGUCAGACAUUAUUAUACAUCUACUACAACAGUUCCACGGGUAAGACCAAACUGAUUCCUCACAUGACAUUUGGAAUUCACAUUUCCUUCAAAUUUGUGAAUGAUUAUGAAACUAUUCUUUAAUUGAAUUGGCAAUAAAAAUGACCUUAGUGAAGUGUGUAAUAGGCUUGGUAGUAGUACUGCUAAUAUACACUUUAACGCACAUGCAUGGAAAUAAGGCUUAAAUGUUUUAGUAACGUUCUCAACAUUAAAUAUAUUAAUUCAUAAAUAUAUUUUCUUAUUUACCAUUUCACCUCUUAAAAGUAGAGGUCUGAGCUGGCAUAAAUGGCAAGUUCCCUUAUUUAUGUAGAUCACGUGGAAUUCGCCAAACAUUUUUGGUUGUACGUUGUUGCUUUGUUUGUGUUGCGUAAUUGGACUGACAUGGUUCUUUCAAAACAUCCAAAAGUGUUUUCACACGAACAGGCAGCAGGGGGCAGUAGAGAAGCUGCUUCCUUGUUAAGCCCAGAGUCACAUGGUACUAGAUUGAGAUAAACACUGAAAGCUAUUGUAGCAGGAGAUAACGUUUCAAGUUGGCAUGCUUAAUAAUAAACAUAAUUUUUGGGGAUUAUUCUAAUCACUCUAUGAUAAUUGAACAACGUGACAUUUUCAAAAAGGAAAGUCUAAGAUGGCACUUGCAUUAUUUACUAGAUAUUCUUUUUGAACAUUUGGGAGUAUAUAGGCCUACCAUAGGAACUUAUUUAUAUUUAUACAAUUUCCUAGUUUACCAUUUACGUGUGCCAUUCUUAAAACUAAUAUUUAGGAAAAAUAUGUUUAUUUUCUGUGUGUUUACACUUGUUUCUUGGCUCCAAAUAAAGAAUAGACUUUUAAGAAAUGAAUGUCCUACCGUUUGAGAUGUCAAAAUAUGAGCUUCCUUUUUAAUAUGGUGGCGCCAUUGCUUCACUGCCACCGCUGAGGCUGAACUCAACUGGAAAUGACCGGUCACACACAGAAAAGAUCAAGACAUGGCGGUUGGCCCUGUCGACCCACGGGAGAUCCUGAAGGGGGUUGAAGCGCUCCUGGGGAAAGAUGGGGAGCUGCGCAGCUUGGAAGGAGUUCCCAAAGUUUUCAGCCUGAUGAAAAACUCCACCAAGAUGGUCAGUCGCUGCAUGUACAUGAACAUCCUGCUGCAGACCAAGUCCCACGACAUCCUCAACAGGUUUAUUCGAGUUGGGGGCUAUAAAUUGCUCAACGCUUGGCUGACCUACUCCAAAACCACCACCAACACGCCUCUUCUGCAGCUCAUCCUGCUCACACUGCAGAAGCUGCCUCUGAAAGUAGACCACCUCAAACAGAACAACACUGCAAAGCUGGUGAAGCAGUUAAGCAAGAGCGGCGAGACUGAAGAGCUGCGGAAGCUGGCGACCGUGCUGGUGGAGGGCUGGAUGGCCAUCAUCCGCUCACAGAGUGUCCCCAACAGUGGGACGUCGCCAGCAGAUAAGAAGAAGAAGGAGGGCAAAAUGCCCAUGCGAGAAAUGAAGGAGAAGGCGGCGGCAGUGGAGGAGGAGAAGAAGAAAGAGAAGCCCAAGGCCCACGCGCCCAGCCACGCCAAGAUCCGCUCCAUAGGCCUGGAGAUAGAAGUGGCCAGCCCUGCCCUGGUUAAAAAGACUCCCGCCGCCCCUCAACUGGGAGACAAGUACAACAUCAAGCCUGCUGUUCUCAAGAGGCCCAGCAACGGGCCUUUAGAUCCCCCGCCGGUGGAGAAGAAAUACAAACCCCUGAACACGCCCUCCAACUCAGCCAAAGAGAUCAAAGUGAAGAUCAUUCCCGCUCAACCUAUGGAGUGUACCGGUUUUCUGGAUGCCUUGAACUCUGCGCCUGUGCCUGGCGUCAAGAUUAAGAAGAAGAAGAUGGGCUCUCCCGCCGGCGGGGCCGGUACCAGUCCCAGUGCCAAGGCCGUGUCCCCGACCUCCAACAAGCCAAACCCCUUCGACAAGCCGGCCAACUACCAGGGCCUGACGGCCAAGCCCUCGUCCCCAGAGGGGGCGUCGUCGUGCCCCGCCCCCAGCGAGGACAGCCAGGACAUGGAGCCCCCCGGGACCCCCGUGCCCGCCGACGACCCCGAGGCCUCUGACACCGCAGAGAAGCCGAACGCGCUGGCGGAGCCGCGGCGCGAGGAGGAGACGCUGACCAAGAAGGGCAAGAAGAAGAAGAGCGUCCGCUGGGCCGAGGAGGAGCAGCUCAAAGAGUACUUCUACUUUGACCUGGACGAAACGGAGAGAGGUGGGCAAAUCCAUAUGACCACCACAGUCAACGUGAACAAGAUCAAGGACUUCGGCGAGGCAGCCAAGCGGGAGAUGAUGAUGGACCGUCAGACCUACGAGAUGUCCCGCCGGCUGUCCCACGACGCCAUGGAGGAGCGGGUCCCCUGGACGCCCCCCCGGCCCUUCACGCUCACCGGGAGCCUGGUGCACUCGGGCUCCGGCAGCACGGAGAAGCUCACGCAGAGGGACCGCGAGAUGGGCAUCCUGCAGGAGAUCUUCCUCAGCAAGGAGAGCGUACCGGACAGCCCUCACGAGCCGGACCCCGAGCCGUACGAGCCCAUGCCGGCCCGCGUCAUCCCGCUGGACGAGGACUCCAGCAUGCCGGAGGACGGCUACAUGGAGCCCAUGGACACCACGCCGCAGCACGCCGCCGCCCUGGGCCUGGGCCUGGGGGAGGGCUCCAAGCUGCCCCCGGUGCUGGCCAACCUCAUGGGCAACCUGGGGGGCAGCGGGCCCCCGCAGGCCCCCGGCAACCCGGCGGCCCCCAGCGUCAACGUCCAGGAGCUGCUCUCCUCCAUCAUGGGGGCGCAGGGGAACCAGUCCACGGAGGACCUCAUCAAACAGCCCGACUUCUCGGACAAAAUCAAGCAGCUGCUGGGCUCCCUGCAGCAGAGCCAGAACCAGAACCAGAACCAGAACCAGAACGGACCCCCGCCAGUGAACCCGGGGCUGCUGGGCCACGGCCCCAUGAACAACAUGAACAACAUGCAGAUGCCCAUGAACGGCUACCCCCCCAACCAGCCCCCCGGGGCGCCCCGCUUCCCCCACCCCCCGCCCCCCCACAACCACGGCCCCCCCUUCAACGCCGGCCCCCGCAUGAUGGGGCCGCCGCCGGGCCAGGGCCACGGGGACAACGGGGGCAACUACUGGGGCGACGACUCCAUGAGGGGCGGGCCGCCCCGCGGGGGUCACUUCCACCGCGGAGGGCGCGGCAGGGGAGGCGAGCCCGGUCCCUUCAGGGGCCGCGGGUCCCGUGGGGGGCCCCGCGGCGGACACAACAACAUGAACGACAUGUCCAAGAGGCCGGUGUGUCGCCACUUCAUGAUGAAGGGAAACUGCCGCUACGAGAGCAACUGUGCCUUCUACCAUCCGGGGGUGAACGGGCCGCCCCUCCCCCCCAACCAUCCCGCCCACAACCAGCACCCCCCCCACCCCCAGCACGGACACUGAGGGGCCGCGCCCCUGGCGCCUCGCCCCCGGCGCCCAGACUUUGUCAGCCCAGACUUGCCGCUGCGGGAGGCUGAGACCCCGGGAGACGGAGGGAGGUCCUCCGACAACCCCUCCCCCCCCCCUCUGGGCACCCUGACACUGGUCUCCGCCCGCCCCGGCUCUCCAUCCAAUGAUGACUUUAACUUAUGGACCUGCUCAUUUGUUUGUUUUGUUUGUUUUAAAGUGUAAACCCCUUUUUUCAAAGUGCUAAAAUCACACGACUGAAAACCCCCCCCUCCUUAACCACUUCUGGAGCCAGCAGCGACCCCAGGUUGAGCUGCGCUCCGCUCGCCUUUCAUUCCCCGCUGAACACACACCACUACCAUGAGAGGACUGGGUCCUACUGGCUAAAGGCCCACACCUCUCAGGGUCCGUUGAGCUCCUCCACCAACAGUCAAAUCGUGUCUGGGGUGAGGAACACGUUGAUGUCCACAGUUGUGUCCACAUGUUUGCAAGUAUUGGUAUUCUUUUGGCUGCCCCAAAGUAGACGGUAGGACAGGAUUAUUGGGGGCCCUGUGCCCAUAGUGUUGUGAUGAGUAUGUGGUGAGAUGACAAGAGGAAGCACUUCCCACUCAGAGGGCCCAACAGAAGCUCCAGUCUUCCCCGAGCAAUCCUGUUCUCUUGAAGUUUUAUCAAAUCACUAUUACAAUCCAGACUCCCAUGAACCACACCAUGAAGGGGACGUGUAUUAACCCAUCUAGUCCACCUUCCUGGAGCUCUGAACUCCACAUCAGAGCUGGGAAGUCGCUCUAUGAACAGAUACUAUUGGCCUUUGUUGUGCUAUCAACUGUAAGCCGUUUGGUUACCCCAACAAUAAGAGAAAUGCAGCACCAAGGUUUCUGAGCAUGCUCCUGCAGAAACUCCCUGCUCUCCCUGUCUCUGGUCCCCGGGUCGUGUUGCUGCUUCUCCACGUGGGUCAACAUGGCGGAGAAACGCAUCGUCAGUGUUAAAACGACUUGUCAAAGACUGAUCAACUGCUGUUUGUGUCAGGUAUAUCGUGUUUUCUGUGAAAACAAUGGCCUUCGUGUCUCUUGUGGGACUGUGCAAAUGUUUUUUUUUUCUUUUUUCUGUGGCACCAAACCCAGAUUUUAUUUCGAUGCAGUGCUAAUAAUAAUAAUGAGGCCUCUUAUAUAAGAGGGGCAAACUUUUUUUGGGGGUUUAUGAAAUGUUAAUAUUUUUGUUUGUAAAUAGGUGCACAUCCGACACACAUAAGUACGAGUAUGUUUUGUACACAAAUGUAUCUAAUAAAUGUCUCAAAGUAAAAUUUAAACGAUAA
This is a messenger RNA of Gadus morhua (Atlantic cod), 6369 nucleotides long. It is a transcript of the gene ppp1r10, whose product is annotated as protein phosphatase 1, regulatory subunit 10. Gene Ontology annotation, molecular function: protein phosphatase 1 binding; metal ion binding. The record is from RefSeq and is a predicted model, not a curated record. Gene Ontology annotation, cellular component: nucleus; PTW/PP1 phosphatase complex; chromatin. NCBI's taxonomy places the organism in Eukaryota, Metazoa, Chordata, Actinopteri, Gadiformes, Gadidae. The coding region runs from base 2586 to 5054 and encodes 822 amino acids. The transcript is spliced from 18 exons.